Molecule: messenger RNA, 849 nt
Organism: Candidula unifasciata
Lineage: Eukaryota; Metazoa; Mollusca; Gastropoda; Stylommatophora; Geomitridae
Source: the annotation of a GenBank genome assembly
AUGGCCGACGAUUACCACGACAACAAGUCGCCAGCUAUAGCUAUCGCCGAGCAGGCCGCCAUUAUCAUCAUCACACAAACCGUUAACAACAACAGUAGUUCCGGUAACGAGAUACUCUUCACUAACGGGACAGUUGGUAGUUCCGGCAUACAAGGAAACAACAGUUUUUUCUUGCCCUACGAUGUUCCAACAGGGCUGAUUUGUUUGUUGGCUUUUCUGUACGGGUCUAUAUCCGUUCUGACAGUCAUAGGUAACGGUUUAGUGAUUCUGGUGAUUGUCAAGAACAUGAGGAUGCACACAGUUACGAAUAUCUUCAUAUCCAACUUGGCGGUGGCCGACGUCAUCAUUGGACUCUUCUCCAUUCCAUUCCAGUUUCAGGCGGCACUGCUCCAGCGGUGGGUGCUGGCAAACUUCAUGUGCUCCCUGGCUCCAUUCGUCCAGGUCAUCAGUGUCAACGUCAGCAUCUUCACCCUAACCGUCAUCGCCGUGGACCGAUACAUCGCGGUCAUCCACCCUUUCAAAGCCGGCUGCUCUAAGAGAUCCGCCGCCAUCAUCAUCAGCGUCAUCUGGACAGUGGGCAUCGGGGUAGCAGUGCCGGUUCAACAGUUUUACUGGGUGGAGUAUAUCCCAGAGAAUAACGCACUGACUCCGCUGUGUUCUUUGCACACACCCGACGGAUGGACGUGGUUUUCGCUCUACUACAACUGCUUGUUGGUCUGCGUGCAGUACCUGCUGCCUCUGGUGGUGAUUACCUUCUGUUACUGCAGGAUUGCUUGGCAUAUCUGGGGAGCUCGCCGGCCAGGGGCACAGGUCAACAACGAGGAUAUUAGAUGCCGGAACAAGCGAAAG